AUGGUAAACCAAACAUAUCUCACAGAUUUUGUUCUUCUGGGAUUUUCUGAUAAUCGAAAGCUUCAGAUUUUACACUUUGUCGUGUUUCUCUUCAUUUACCUGGUAGCCCUGAUAGGAAACUUGCUUAUCAUGCAAACUGUCAUCCAGCAUUCCCAUCUUCAUAGUCCUAUGUACUUCUUCUUGGCUAAUCUCUCUUUUGUCGAUAUUGGCUACAUUUCAACCACUGUUCCAAAAACCAUGGCCAACUCCUUCCAGGAUGAUAAACUCAUUCCAUACUCUGGAUGCAUCACACAAGUCUUUUUGGUUAGUACCUUUGCAGGGGCUGAGCUGGCUCUGCUCACUGUCAUGGCGUAUGACCGCUAUGUAGCCAUCUGCUCUCCUCUACAAUAUAGUCUGAUCAUGAGCUGGAAUGCCUGUUUCAAAAUGGCAGCUGCAUCAUUCCUCUGCAGCACAAUCAAUGGAAUGGUUCAAGCUGUGAGCACAUUCAGUUUGCAUUUCUGUUCAUCCCAUGUAGUUGAACAGUUUUUCUGUGAUACCCCUCAGUUAUUAAAGAUAUCUUGCUCUGACACACAGCCCAUAAUUUUGUACAUGUUUGCCUUUGUAAUUAUUGUAGGCUUUCCUUGUCUUUUGCUCGUAUCAAUUUCCUAUAUUUACAUAUUCUGUACUGUGUUCAAAAUUCAGUCAGCUCAGGGAAGACACAAAGCCUUCUCUACCUGCACACCGCACUUGACUAUUUUUUCUGUAUUUAUCACCACUUCCAUCUUUUCUUACUUGAGACCGAAGUCUUUGUCCUCACUUUCUCUUGAUUUGUUGACUGCUGUUUUGUACACAGUUCUACCACCACUCAUGAAUCCCAUCAUUUAUAGCCUGAGAAACAGGGAGAUUCAAGUUGCUCUGUCAAAAAUGGUUAAGAAGAAAAUUAUGUUGUAG
This is a messenger RNA of Varanus komodoensis (Komodo dragon), 930 nucleotides long. RefSeq names its product olfactory receptor 14A16-like. Lineage: Eukaryota; Metazoa; Chordata; Lepidosauria; Squamata; Varanidae. The record is from RefSeq and is a predicted model, not a curated record. The transcript has a single exon. The coding region runs from base 1 to 930 and encodes 309 amino acids. Gene Ontology annotation, molecular function: odorant binding; olfactory receptor activity; G protein-coupled receptor activity. Gene Ontology annotation, biological process: G protein-coupled receptor signaling pathway. Gene Ontology annotation, cellular component: membrane.